Coregonus sp. 'balchen' is the source of this 4694-nucleotide messenger RNA. NCBI's taxonomy places the organism in Eukaryota, Metazoa, Chordata, Actinopteri, Salmoniformes, Salmonidae. The record is from the annotation of a GenBank genome assembly.
AUGAGAGUGAGUCGGCGCAAUCAGAUAGUGACGAGGAAUAUCUGCCCCAACCUUCUGGACUGUGAGCGUGAGAUGUCUGAGGACAAUGGUGCCCACGCCAACCUUGCAGGCAAUGAGCACCCUUCACCUUCCCAAGAUGCUGGUGCUGCUGCUAAUCUUGUAGGCUGUGAGGGAGAAGAGGUUGAAAUUGAGGAGGAUGAUCCCCGCUGCUUGAGAUCCUGUCACUUCACACCAUCAGAGAUAUACUUCAAUGACACCCUGUCUGGCGUACAAAGCACCCUGCCUACCCCCUGCCUACUGUUCCUUCUUGAGGAAUUGGUGGAUAGUGUGGUGCAGGAAACCAACAGGUAUGACCAUUAUCAUAUUACAAAAACCCAAGGCUCUCUUCAAAUGUAUCAAAAUUCAGAAUGCCUUAGUCUACUAAAUAUGCAUAUUUGUUUGGAGGUAUUCUCAUGCACUGAAAGAGAAGACUGCCCCCCUGGCGUAAAAGGGAAGCUCUCAAAAUGGGUGAACUUGGGCAGCUUGGGCAGGGCAUUUGGAAUAGUGUUUGUGCCUCACAAGGACUUGUGCAUUAAUGAGUCUCUCAUGGCUUGGAAAGGAAGGCUUGCAAUCCGCCAAUACAUCCCAUCAAAGCGCCACAGAUUUGGAGUCAAGUUCUUUGUUUUAUGUGACUGUCUGACAGGAUACAUUAUGUACAGGACCUGCUCAUCCACACCGACGCCACCACAGAUAUAAGGCAUUUUGAGGGUCUUGGCAUAUCUGGAUCAGUGGUGAUUACCAUGCUGCAGACAAACGCACAUUUCCAUGUUCUGUCCACUGUGAACACUUCUAUAAUGUUGGACACAGGAAAACUGGACUAUGUCAUUGGAGAGAGGAACAUGAAGCCAGACUGUGUCUUGGAGUACAACAAGAAGAUGGGGGCAGUUUACAAAGUGGACAUGCAGAACAGUUUUGUUGAGUGUGCCAGAAAGUCCAUUAAAUGGUACACAACACUUUUUUUCCACCUAAUAGACAUAGGUCUCCUCAACGGCCACAUUGUUCACCGACAGGUCAGAGGACAGAUGAUCUCGUACCAGCCGUACAGGAUAUACCUGAUGCGGCAGCUCCUUGAGGACCUGUGGGGGAAAAUUACAAAAUGAGUCAUAGAAUCCCGUGUUUUACUACUGAGAGAAUUGUCUCUUGUUAUAUGCUUGUGUUUUUAUCUAACCUGAUACAAACUUGUCUUUAUGUGACUUAGUCACAAGACUGGGCAUAUACAAUGAGGGAAAUAAGUAUUUGAUCCCCUGCUGAUUUUGUACGUUUGCCCACUGACAAAGACAUGAUCAGUCUAUAAUUUUAAUGGUAGGUUUAUUUGAACAGUGAGAGACAGAAUAACAACAAAACAAUCCAGAAAAACGCAUGUAAAAAAUGUUAUCAAUUGAUUUGCAUUUUAAUGAGGGAAAUAAGUAUUUGACCCCCUCUCAAUCAGAAAGAUUUCUGGCUCCCAGGUGUCUUUUAUACAGGUAACGAGCUGAGAUUAGGCACACUCUUAAAGGGAGUGCUCCAAAUCUCAGCUUGUUACCUGUAUAAAAGACACCUGUCCACAGAAGCAAUCAAUCAAUCAGAUUCCAAACUCUCCACCAUGACCAAGACAAAAGAUCUCCAAGGAUAUCUUGGACAAGAUUGUAGACCUACACAAGGCUGGAAUGGGCUACAAGACCAUCGCCAAGCAGCUUGGUGAGAAGGUGACAACAGUUGGUGCGAUUAUUCGCAAAUGGAAGAAACACAAAAUAACUUUCAAUCUCCCUCGGCCUGGGGCUCCAUGCAAGAGCUCACCUCGUGGAUUUGCAAUGAUCAUGAGAACGGUGAGGAAUCAGCCCAGAACUACACGGGAGGAUCUUGUCAAUGAUCUCAAGGCAGCUGGGACCAUAGUCACCAAGAAAACAAUUGGUAACACACUACGCCGUGAAGGACUGAAAUCCUGCAGCGCCCGCAAGGUCCCCCUGCUCAAGGAAGCACAUAUACAUGCCCGUCUGAAGUUUGCCAAUGAACAUCUGAAUGAUUCAGAGGAGAACUGGGUAAAAGUGUUGUGGUCAGAUGAGACCAAAAUGGAGCUCUUUGGCAUCAACUCAACUCGUCGUGUUUGGAGGUGGAGGAAUACUGCCUAUGACCCCAAGAACACCAUCCCCACUGUCAAACAUGGAGGUGGAAACAUUAUGCUUUGGGGGUGUUUUUCUGCAAAAGGGGACAGGACAACUUCACCGCAUCAAAGGGACGAUGGACGGGGCCAUGUACCUUCAAAUCUUGGGUGAGAACCUCCUUCCCUCAGCCAGGGCAUUGAAAAUGGGUCGUGGAUGGGUAUUCCAGCAUGACAAUGACCCAAAACACACGGCCAAGGCAACAAAGGAGUGGCUCAAGAAGAAGCACAUUAAGGUCCUUGAGUGGCCUAGCCAGUCUCCAGACCUUAAUCCCAUAGAAAAUCUGUGGAGGGAGCUGAAGGUUUGAGUUGCCAAACAUCAGCCUCGAAACGUUAAUGACUUGGAGGAGAUCUGCAAAGAGGAGUGGGACAUAAUCCCUCCUGAGAUGUGUGCAAACCUGGUGGCCAACUACAAGAAACGUCUGACCUCUGUGAUUGCCAACAAGGGUUUUGCCACCAAGUACUAAGUCAUGUUUUGCAGAGGGGUCAAAUACUUAUUUCCCUCAUUAAAAUGCAAAUCAAUUUAUAACAUUUUUGACAAGUGUUUUUCUGGAUUUUUUGUUGUUAUUCUGUCUCUCACUGUUCAAAUAAACCUACCAUUAAAAUUAUAGACUGAUCAUGUCUUUGUCAGUGGGCAAACGUACAAAAUCAGCAGGGGAUCAAAUACUUUUUUCCCUCACUAAGUUCCGUUUGGGUACGACCGCAGCAUGUGACACAUCCCAUGGUUUUACUAUCUGCAGGAAGUCAGCUGUAUGGAAACUUUCAGGAAGGAGCACAUUAGAGUGUGAACUGUGACAAACGCAGUUUGACAGUUGAGCCCUAGUGCUAUCAAUCUCGGGCUAUCUUAUUCUGCACAGACAAACCAAUUGCCUUUUUAUACUAUGUUCUUCCCGUUUCCACCCAUCUGCUAAACUGCCACGAAGACAAAGAGGUUGUACUUUCUAUAAAAGCCGAGAGCCAACUCUGUUCGUUGGACUUUUAACUCUGCACUGUUGAGUGGAUUGUUUACUGCUCCAUUUUGCCAAAUCUUAUAAUAAAGUUGCCAUUUGAGGAAUCUACAGUCUCUCUCUUCCUUUUGGUUAGAAUUUCCACCACAAUAUUUGGCACUCCAGACGGGACAGCUAACUCCGCCUGCUGAUCGUUCCUGGGGAGCCCAAAGUUAACCGUGCACGGAGGCUACAGUAGACGUGGCUAAGGGAGCCCACACUCCGAUUAAGCAGAGCAGAAAGGGACCCACCAAGGACCCGGCAGGGAGCGUCAGUGGACGGAUACGCCAUCCCGAACAGACAGAGUUAAGGGUGAGACUGAUUUUCUUAAAAUGUAACCUCCAAUUGGGGAAUGUUCUGGGAACUUUUAGAAACUCCUGUUCUGGGAAUAGGUCACAUGUUAGAGAUACCAGGACUCCUGAUGAAAGUGAUUCCAGGAUAAGAUCCUGAGGUACUAUAGAGAUACCAGGAUAUGUUCCUGAGGUAGAAGUAAGAAAAUCAUUGUAAAAUAAAAUUAAUUAAAUCCGUGGACUGAUAAAACGGUUGGUUAUGAUUGGGAAACCAGCUAUACAUUUAAAACCUACAUGGAAAUGUGCAUAGGAGGAACUACCAUGUGGGUAUAAAAUCCAAAAAUUACAUGAGUAAUGAAAUAAUAUUUUGAUGAAGAAGAAAAAAACUAUUUGAAUUAUAAGAAAAGAAGACAUUCCUAACUAAACACUGUUGUUUUGUGUUUGUGUCGGAGUGUGUGUGUAUAGACUGAGUUUCACAAUGGGAGCCAAGAGCAGCAAGGGAGAAACUUGCUUGCCCGACCCACUGACUGGACCGGUGAAGGUAAUGGCGGAUAAGUGUGGCAGAACAUUCUGGAACAGGUACUGCUCUGGCACAAGGUAGCAGAUUUUCCCUUAAAAGGCACAUUGAGUUGAAGCUUUAUUUGCAGAAUGUAGAAAGAAGUUACAGGGCUUUGAGACAACCAAGAAAGGCAAGGCAAGUAAAGUAAAGUAGAAUGGGGUGAUUUUAGGAAGUGGAAAGAGAAGCAGAGAGAAGGGCAGACAGGAAAGUUAAAGGAAUAAUGGUGAAAGGAAGUAAGAAGGAGAAACAGUCCCGUGUAGCUCAGUUGGUAGAGCAUGGCGUUUGCAACGCCAGGGUUGUGGGUUCGAUUCCCACAGGGGGCCAGUAUGAAAAUGUAUGCACUCACUAACUGUAAGUCGCUCUGGAUAAGAGCGUCUGCUAAAUGACUAAAAUGUAAAAUGUAAAUGUAAAUGUAAACAGACGGAGGAUGAUAAGAGAAGGAGAAACAGGGAUGAUGAUGACUUUCCACCCCCCAUUAUACCCCUGUCUCCACUGCACCAGCACCCACCCUGGUUGUCCAACAGCAGCCCGCUCAACCGUCUCCCCCGCCGCAGCUCUACCCCGAACAAGACCUGAUACAACUGCAGGACCAGCAGACUCCUCGGAGGCGGCCCAUGAGCAGUGGGAAUCCGUUCCUUACACCGCCCACAUUGACUCCUGUCUCUGGUGUUGAUGGACUCUGA